This is a messenger RNA of Prunus dulcis (almond), 924 nucleotides long. Its product is annotated as 2-oxoglutarate-dependent dioxygenase AOP3-like. Gene Ontology annotation, molecular function: dioxygenase activity. The record is from RefSeq and is a predicted model, not a curated record. Lineage: Eukaryota; Viridiplantae; Streptophyta; Magnoliopsida; Rosales; Rosaceae. The transcript has 3 exons.
AUGAACAUGAGUUCCCAAACUGUGGCCAGGAUUCCAGUGGUAGAUUUCUCGAAAGCGGACUGCCUGAAACCGGGGACAAGCUCUUGGCUCUCAGCACGCAAAGACGUUUGUCGGGCGCUCGAAGAGCUCGGAUGUUUCAUGGCAAUCCUACCCAGCAAAGUUCCUCCUGAACUUCACAAAACCAUCUUUAAUGCAUUUGACGAGUUGUUUAAUUUCCCCGUCGAUACUCCUGACAACCCUUUACGUGCUGGCUACGUUACUUCCCGUUCUGGGUAGAAUACCUUUGGAAUUAUUAAUGGCACAAACCCUCAAGAAACUCAGGAAUUCACACAUCUUUUUUGGCCAAAUGGAAACGACCAAUUUCGUGAGACUGCUGACUUGUAUGCAAAAGUGAUGGCAGAGAUAGAUGAAGCUGUGACAAGAAUGGUAUUUGAAAACUAUGGUGUAGAAAAGUACCAUGACGAUCACUUCCGAUCGACUUUUUAUUAUCUCCGGCUUAUAAAAUACAAAGAACCCAAGAAACUUGGAGUUGAUGUGGGUUUACGCAGUCAUACGGACAAGACCUUUUCCUCCAUACUCCAUCAAAAUAAUGUCAAUGGUCUGGAGAUCAAUACAAAGACUGAUGAGUGGGUAGUUUUUGAUCCUCUGCCUUCAUCCGUGAUAUUCAUGGCGGGAGACGUAUUUCAGGUUUGGAGCAACGAUCGAGUUCGACCGUGUAGACAUAGAGUGACAUUGAAGGAAAAUGAGGUGAGAUACUCGUUCGGACUGUUUUCACUGCAUAAAGGGGUGAUACAUGUACCAGAUGAGCUUCUGGACAAGGACCACCCCUUAAGGUAUAAGCCUUUCAAUCAUCUAGAAUUUCUUAGAGCACAGAAAGACCUCAGUGAAACUGAGUAUGCCGCAAAGGCAUAUUGUGCCAUUUGA